AUCAAAGAUGGCGGCUUACAGGAAAGCUUUUGUUGAUGCCUCAAAAUUACUAAGACAGGGUAGCAAAUUGGGUAGAGUGKCUUCCAAGACCGUGCUUCAAACACAAGUUAGAAGUUUAACAAUGCAAAAUUCAUCACUUGUCAAGCGAGCAACAACUGAAAUGUUUUUAGCAAGACAAGCACAGCAGAAGUUUGCAUCCAUUCCACGUAUAAUGUCAUCAGCUUUAUUAAACACAGUUUCAACUACUGCAGACACUGGUCUUAUCAACAGUGAUGGAUCUGGAUCAGGUGAAGUUCUAGAGGGUUCAAGUAAUGAUGAAGAAGGACUAGUAACUCCGGCGAYGGAAAAUGGAGAUGAUUUAUGACAAAAAAAGCCUGAAGAAUGAAGACAGUGCACUUGGAUUACUCUAGACUMUUGUGAAUCUUUGUAUAUUGGUGAAAAGAUAGAGCUUGAAGGCAGGUAGUUAUGUAGAAAUGUUGUGAUGAUAGUUUCAGAAGCCUUGCAAAAUAACACAUAAAUGAUUUAGGUCUUUUCUUCAAAAGGAUUUUCAGUUAUUCACAAUAUUUUUGUCUAAUUGAUAUGAGUGUAAGUAAAGCAUCUUCCUCUCUAUUUCAUUAUCGAAUUUCAUUAUCUUUUCAAAAUCAAGAUGAACUACCAUCAUUUUUUGUGAUUAACUUUUUAUUUUCUGGAAUUAGUAAUAUGACACCAUGUUUUUUUUUGAAGUUGUUAUUUUUCAACCGCUGUACAAUGUUUUCCAAGUGAUUUCUUCAUUCUUCAGGCUUAUUAUGUUUUUAUUUUUGAGUCUUUAUAAUAUGUAUGAUUGUUCUGGUUUUAUUAGAGUUUGUUAGUGGCAUAAAAACAUGUCAGGCAAUGCUUGUGCAAGAGUCAUGCUUAUCAUAUGGCAAUAUGGAAAGGUUAAGGAAAUAAUUUUACUACCCUUUUAUUAAAAUCAUUUCAUACAACUGUAAGCCAUUUAUAUGUAUUGCUAGUUAAGUGCUGAAAACAUGUUUUGCUUUCAGAGGUACAAUAUAAUAUUAUAAAUUUGCAGUUUAUUUUGUUCUUAAUGUUACUUUUUAAUCAUUAAAGUAAACUUGCCCAA
This is a messenger RNA of Exaiptasia diaphana, 1099 nucleotides long. RefSeq lists its product as uncharacterized. The record is from RefSeq and is a predicted model, not a curated record. The transcript has 5 exons. Bases 8 to 364 code for a protein of 118 amino acids. NCBI's taxonomy places the organism in Eukaryota, Metazoa, Cnidaria, Anthozoa, Actiniaria, Aiptasiidae.